Patella vulgata (common limpet) is the source of this 790-nucleotide messenger RNA. RefSeq names its product zinc metalloproteinase nas-4. Gene Ontology annotation, biological process: proteolysis. The transcript is spliced from 8 exons. The record is from RefSeq and is a predicted model, not a curated record. Bases 8 to 790 code for a protein of 260 amino acids. Lineage: Eukaryota; Metazoa; Mollusca; Gastropoda; Patellidae. Gene Ontology annotation, molecular function: zinc ion binding; metalloendopeptidase activity.
UGUUAGAAUGAAGACCAUAUUGUUUUUACUCGCUAUAUUAGGAUUUAUUCACUCUAUACCAAUACAGAAGCCAACUGAUGGCCAUCUCGCGGGUGUAUUUGACGAGAAUUUUCCUGAAGAAAAUCCAGGUUUGUUUGAAGGGGAUAUCGAGCUAGAACCAGGUGAAAAUAUUUAUGAUAGAAACGCCAUUUUGAAUAAAGAUAAACUGUGGCCAAAUGGUGUUCUGCCGUAUAUCAUCUCGUCUACUUACUCUUCAGGACAACAAGCUGUAUUAAAAAAUGCCAUGAAGACAAUAGAAGAAAAAACCAAGGUCAAUGGUAAAACUUGUAUUCAGUUUAAACCCCAUACCAACCAACAUCAGUAUAUUAAAUUUGUUGAUGGAACAGGAUGCCAUACACCAGCCGGUAUGAGAUCUGGUGCCACACCUGUCACUCUGGCGAGAUAUUGUAUCCAAACUGGAACUGUCAUGCACGAGAUAAACCAUGCUCUUGGAAUGAUGCACGAACAAAGUAGACCAGAUCGCGAUGAUUAUGUUACAAUAGUUGAGAGUAAUAUUCAAAAAGGACAGGAAAUCAACUUCAUGAAAUUCAAACAGUUGGACGAAUUGGGUCAAUCUUAUGAUUACGGAUCUCUUAUGCACUACCCUGCCCAUGCUUACGCCAUUGAUAAAAGUAAGCCUACCAUUAUACCAAAACAAAAAGGGGUUAUUAUUGGUCAACGAACUCAUCUCAGCCCGAUCGAUAUCAAAGAAAUUCAGAUUUUGUAUGGCUGUAUACCAAGACCACACUGA